Rhodamnia argentea is the source of this 2165-nucleotide messenger RNA. Its product is annotated as protein PRRC2C-like. Gene Ontology annotation, molecular function: double-stranded RNA binding; ribonuclease III activity. The coding region runs from base 208 to 1914 and encodes 568 amino acids. The record is from RefSeq and is a predicted model, not a curated record. Lineage: Eukaryota; Viridiplantae; Streptophyta; Magnoliopsida; Myrtales; Myrtaceae. The transcript is spliced from 10 exons. Gene Ontology annotation, biological process: rRNA processing; regulation of gene expression. Gene Ontology annotation, cellular component: nucleus.
CUCUCCUCCACAGCGAGAGAGUGCACGUGAGAAGAUAAAUUCGUACCGUUUCGUCCCAUUUUGCUGAGCUCGCUCUGGCAGUUACUACUCCCAAAAGCCUCUCUCGCCUCAACCGCCCUAACUUCGCCGUACCCGGAGCUCCUCCGCUGCUCGCCUUCGUCGUCAGCCGUUCCGUUCCAGCGACAGACCCUGAGCAAGGGAAGAGAAAUGAGCGAUCUUUGCCAGUUUCCUGGGCUGGAGCUUCCUCGCUCGGCUCCGGCUCCUGCUCCUGCUCCGGCUCCGGCGAAGGCUCCGGCUCCGGCUGCCGGUGCGAUUUCUACUCUGGCUUCUGCUCUGUUUCGGGUCCCGUCGGCUUCUUCACCUGUGCCUGUCAAAAAGGACAAUCUCAGUCAAUUUCCUCAAUCGGGACUUCCUCUUGCUCAAGCCCUGGCUCCGACUUCAUCUCGGGCUCCCAUGCAAGCUCAGGGGUCUGACCCUUCUUUACCUGUGCCUGUCAAAAAGGACAAUCUCAGUCAAUUUCCUCAAUUGGGACUUCCUCUUGCUCAAGCCCUGGCUCCGACUUCAUCUCGGGCUCCCAUGCAAGCUCAGGCGUUUGAACCUUCUUCACCUGUGCCUGUCAAAAAGGACAAUCUCAGUCAAUUUCCUGAAUCGGGACUUCCUCUUGCUCAAGCCCUGGCUCCGACUUCAUCUCGGGCUCCCAUGCAAGCUCAGGUGCUUGAACCUUCUUCCCCUAUGCAUGUCAGAACGGCCAAUCUCAGUCAACUUCCUCAUGCUGAGCCUGCUCAGGAUAUGGCUCCACCUUCAUCUCAGUCUCCCAUGCAAGCGCCAGUGUUCAAACCUUCUCCGCUUGUACCGGCCAGAAUGGAAGAUCUCAGUGAAUUUUCUCAACCAGAACUUCCUUUAGCUAUCCCUGCUCAGGCUCUAGUUCCAACUUCAACUCAAGAUUCAGAGGAAACUCAGGUUUCCUGUGCUCCUCCUGGUGUUCCGGAGCAUAUGAUGUACAAAAAUCGGUUGCAGGAGUAUACGCAGAAGUUAAUGGUGCAUUUUCCUAUUUACAAUACUAUUAAUGAAGGGUCCCAACAUGCCCCGAAAUAUAGGUCAACGGUAUUCGUAGAUGGGAAAAGCUUCACAUCUCCCGACACAUUUCCCCAAAAAAAGGAAGCUGAGCAAAAUGUUGCUCAAAUUGCAUUGGAUCUUUUGUCGCAGAAGAUGAAGGAUGAAGGCUGUCCUCUCAUCCAUGAGGAUGCAAUUUUUUGCAAGUCCAUUCUUAAUGAAUAUGCAGCCAAGAUGAACUUGGAAAUGCCCAAUUACACAACUAUUCAGCCACAAGGGGCAGUUCCAGUUUUUGCAUCUUCUUUGGUAUUCAAUGGUGUAACUUACACCGGCGGCGUUGGUAAAAGCAAAAAGGAGGCUGAACAAUUGGCAGCUCGUACUGCCAUUCAAUCCCUAUAUGGAUGUAAUGCAGCUGAUAGCGAGUCGAAAAUGGUUCUUUUGAGGACGAUCAAGUCUAAGUGCAAACUUUAUGCUGCAUACCGGGAGCCCAAGUAUUCAUGUCCUGUUGGAGCGAAUGUGGGAGGCAAUUCUGAAAUCUCAAAUACCGAGCAUAAAGAAGCUUUAGCUUCCGGGCCAGCUGAUUAUAUUCUUGGUCGUGCUAUUCCCGAGGCAUGCUCAGAGGUACCUAAAGCACAUCAUUUGUUCCAAAUACCAAGACCAGUGGCUACUGCAGUAGGGAAUCCCUUGAUUUCCUUUGUUCCUUCGAGUACCGAACAGCAGCCUAUUGCUGCUACUAGUUCUGGUAAAAAGCGACGCAAGAACAAGAAGAAGGCCAAUAAGAAACCGCGUGUUGAUCCUCAGUUACCCAAUGCUGUGAUGAUGCCUUCUGACCAAGCCCCGCCUUGUUCUGUUGCACAGUAGAUGGAACAAAUGUAUGAGCUUUCUAGUUAGACAUUAGCUUUCGAGGCUUGGCACCGGGGCCCUCUCUCUCUUUUGAGCCGUAUACGUACUUCUUUGCGAUGUAGCCCUAAAUGCAGGAUUUUGUAAUGUCAUAUUGGAUGGGAGGUCCAUGUGUAUAUAAUGGUGAGCGGUAAGGCCAAUCCUCCAAUGCCUGUUCAGUUAGAGGAAUUUGUGCUUUUUGAAUUUGUUUGGUUCCAUAGCUGUUUUUCUAA